Hibiscus syriacus is the source of this 1797-nucleotide messenger RNA. RefSeq names its product inositol-pentakisphosphate 2-kinase-like. Gene Ontology annotation, biological process: inositol phosphate biosynthetic process. The coding region runs from base 234 to 1439 and encodes 401 amino acids. Gene Ontology annotation, cellular component: nucleus. Gene Ontology annotation, molecular function: inositol-1,3,4,5,6-pentakisphosphate 2-kinase activity; ATP binding. The transcript has 8 exons. The record is from RefSeq and is a predicted model, not a curated record. NCBI's taxonomy places the organism in Eukaryota, Viridiplantae, Streptophyta, Magnoliopsida, Malvales, Malvaceae.
UCAUGGAGAGAGAGAUCGAAAAACAAAAAAGCUGAGAAAGAAAGACUCUACCCUUUUUCCAUCAUAGUAAAACUAGAAGACAAAGUAGAUUGCUCCCCACGCCUUUUUCCACUCAUAAUAUCCAUUUCCCAGUACCGAUUGUUUGGCUGCGAUUUUCUCAAUUUUUUUACAGCUUCUAACUCAAUCGGCAGUCUGCAUUGUUGUAAGACAUCCUGAUCAGCCGCUGUAGAUAAAUGGAGGACGUUAUUUUAGAGCAAAAGGAUGCAGGGGAUUGGAUCUAUAGAGGAGAAGGAGCUGUUAAUCUUAUCCUCGCCUAUACUGGAUCGUCUCCCGCAUUUAUUGGGAAAGUAAUGCGAAUACAAAAGUCGCAACGGAACGGCAACACCGGCUUGAAAGGAAAUAGAGCCUUAUCAACGCAUGAACGGCUUCUUUGGCGAGAAAAUGAGGAGCUAACGGCGUCGCCAAACAGAGAGAUUCUAGAGCAGCUCUACGUCAAGCAUGUCAUGAGCCCAUUGUUAGGACCAAAACAUGUCGAUGUUGGGAUUCGUGUUCAUGUUACCAAGGAAUUCCUCAAGUCUGUUGAGAAGAACGUGACUUUUUACCGGCCUGCUUGGAGAGUUGAUUCAUCCCAGGUUGAUGUCAAUCGUGAUUCUGUGCUGAUCCUAUCAGAUCACUCAAUCUUUCCAAAUCGUAAUCUUAAAGAUGAGCCAUGUAUAACUGUUGAGAUAAAGCCCAAAUGUGGAUUUCUCCCAAUUUCAAGAUUCAUAGCUGAAGAAAAUGCUGUUAAGAAAACCGUAGUUCGGUUUAGAAUGCAUCAAGCAUUGAAGUUGCUUAAUCAAGAGAUAUCAGAAUAUAGUAAAUAUAAUCCACUGGAUUUUUUCUCUGGAUCCAGAGAAGGGAUACAAAAAGCUAUUGAAGCUCUAUAUGCCACCCCUCAGAACAAUUUCCGUGUAUUUUUGAAUGGCUCUAUUGUGUUUGGGAGCCUGGGUGGUGGUGCAGACAGCACUACUGCUCUGGUUGGUGAGGCCUUUGAAGAUACACUUAAGAAUGUCAUUCGGGCAGAUAAUGGCCAGCGCACAGCUAGUUUUAUACAGCUUGUUGCUGAGACAAUUUAUGCUUCUGGUGCUUUAGAUCAACUUCUUGAAGUUCAGAAGCUUGAUACUCAUGACAUUGAAGGGGCAAUUCAUGCUUAUUACAACAUAACUUCUCAACCUUGUAUGGUCUGUAGAGAAUUGAGUAAAGGCAAACUAUCAUGCCGCUAUACCUCUUUGCAGUCCAUUCCAUUGGAUGAAAGAUUGAAGAUUGUAAAGGAGUAUUUGAUAGCUGCAACUGCAAAGGACUGUAGUUUGAUGAUUAGUUUUAGACCGCAGGAAGAUGGUAGACUCCCUUCUCACAAUACUGUAUAUCUGGGAUCAACUGACCAAGUGUUUGAGUACUAGGUGUAUUUCAUUGAUUUGGAUCUGAAACCUUUUACGAAAAUGGAGACCUGUUACGAGUUGGAUAAGAAAAUUGUUAGCUGCUAUUCUCAGAUGGUGAAAACUGAGCAUGAAACCGACAAAGCUGUUAGAAUGAACUCCAAUGGAAGUGUAAGAGAUCAAAGGAAUGCUUUGGAAGACAGUUUCUUUAAUUGUUAGACUGAAGAUUGUACUGGUUAGUUCUUAUUAAAUGGUUCCCAGAUCGUUGUAAAAGUAAAGACUGUAAGAGCGAAGGUGAAUAUCGCUUAUCUUUAGGCUCAGGUUCUUCCUUUCACCUCUUUUUGGGGCUUUUGGAUUUCCCUUGCAGAAAAUAAUCUUUUGU